Messenger RNA from Chilo suppressalis (striped riceborer), 758 nucleotides. The record is from the annotation of a GenBank genome assembly. Lineage: Eukaryota; Metazoa; Arthropoda; Insecta; Lepidoptera; Crambidae.
GAAGAAAUAAGUAAGUGACGAAUUUAUAGGUUAGAAGUGUAGAUGAUAUGCACCCAAAAUUUAUAAUUAUUUUGUAUCCAAUGAUAAUAUAAAACAUAAAAAUGCUCUACAACGAUUUUAAACCUAUUGUGGAUUUGAUCUUAAACAAUUGGACAGCCUUACAACUUGCUGUUGAACAAGGCAUGGGUGCUCCAGGCGGUGAAAAGACAGCUCAGCUGAUGUCUGUAUACAUAGCAAGAUACUGUGUUGAAAAUAUAGUAGAUGUAUCAGAAUUAACUGAAGUGAUAGAGGACCUAAUGGAUGAGGAGUUUGAUACUGUCUGCCAUGAUAAUUCACCUAAAGAAAUAGCUUCAUUACUAUUAAUGUUUUUAAGUUUACUGAAGGAAGGUCGUCAUGAUGAAUUGAGAACAAGACUUGAUGCAAUGCCAAAAUGUCAAAAAUGGCUUAGCCAACCAAUACACGAGGCAGUGCCGCCCCAGUGUCAUGGAAAUCCUGAUGAUGAUACCACAAGCAGCAGUGGAGAAGAAGAUGGGCCUGAAGAUGGACCAGUCACAAGUGCUGCAACAUCAUCUGGCAAUAAUUGUGAGCACGAACCAAUGGAUGAGGAUGUAGAACCAGGCUGGACCGUUGUUAAAACGAGAAGGAAAAAGUAAUAUUACUGUCGGAAACCCUUUAAGGUUCUAUAACUGUUUAUAAAUGAUGUUGAACGUCGAUCUUACUAGUCAUAGUUUGAUGUUGAAUCAUAUUGUAUUUACUGG